UAUAAACUUACACCGCCAAAUAUACUCGUCCUAGUUGCAUCGCAAGAAAAAAAUGUAUAUCGAAAGGAUUUCAGUCGUUUUGAUAGUGACAAUAACUGUUUUGAAUACGGUUCACUGUACGCCCACAUGGAACACUGUUACGAUUGCGCCUAGACCCAAGUCGUCGAUUUCGACUUUGCCCGCCUCGAGUGAACACGUGGCGCUGAGUGAAGAAUUGUUGGACGUCCUAAAAAAAUACCAUCCAUCGUUACCGGGCACGGGUUCGCAAACACCGGUAACAGGGACCACAUCGAUGUCGCCACCUUUGGUUUCAGAUCGGAUUUCGAUUAUGCAUUUUCCAGCGGUGCCCGGUUCAAUCAACGCAGAUCAAUCGUCUCAAUUGUCGUCCAAUCCUGUCGCCACUCCAAAUCCAAUAGUCCCGGAUCUGCUACACCAGCGACCUACAGACCUACAGAUGUCCGAACGUGGUUACAACCAAAUGGUCGAACCUCCGUUAUCGCACGCGCUUCUGCAAUCGAAAGGACCCGCCGGAAACCCGCUUCCGGUUUCCAUAUUACCGACGAUCUCAGAUUCACAAUCAUCACCCACCCUUGUGCCACCAGCAUCGUCUCAUUCUCCUGACCCAGCCCUGCUGAAAGAACCCAUCAGUGUCAGUUUGCCAUCCAAGUUUAAUCAAGAGCUGACAAACCUAUUGACCGAUUUACGGAUGACCCCCGUUACACUUCAAGAACCGGGUAAAAAUCAAAUCCUUGCACCCGGUCAGACUACUCAUUCUACGGAAACUCUUCAACUCCUCUCUUCCGGAUCAUCUACCUCGUUGCAGCCCUCUAAAAUCCCGCGACCUAUUCUCGGGCUGAAUCAAACACCGUUAGACUAUUUAUUAAGUUCGUCAUCCCCGAUGCAACAAUUCAAUUAUACAAAUCGUCAACCGUCACCAACCGUUAAACCACGUCCAAACUUAGAGUUUGUAAAAUAUUUGCUGACUCUACCUCGAUAUCAACAAGCUUUAAACGAAUUAAUUGCAGCUCAAUCUUCAAUUCAAACGUAAAAUAAACGAAUGUGUUAAACAUAAAUAAUUAUUAUGUACAAUAAUUAUAAUAUUAUUUAAUCAUUGUAAAUUAUCUUAUUUAUUUAUUUAAUAGUUAAUAGUCCAACUCUAUGCAGGCUAUCUUUGAACCUACGUAUUUUUUUUC
This is a messenger RNA of Melanaphis sacchari, 1193 nucleotides long. RefSeq lists its product as uncharacterized. NCBI's taxonomy places the organism in Eukaryota, Metazoa, Arthropoda, Insecta, Hemiptera, Aphididae. Bases 53 to 1048 code for a protein of 331 amino acids. The transcript is spliced from 2 exons. The record is from RefSeq and is a predicted model, not a curated record.